This is a messenger RNA of Botrytis cinerea B05.10, 2705 nucleotides long. RefSeq lists its product as hypothetical. The record is from RefSeq and is a predicted model, not a curated record. Bases 172 to 2463 code for a protein of 763 amino acids. The transcript has a single exon. NCBI's taxonomy places the organism in Eukaryota, Fungi, Ascomycota, Leotiomycetes, Helotiales, Sclerotiniaceae.
GCACAUUUGGAUACUGAUAUUUCUCAAUCCUGCGCAUUGUUACUGUCACAUAUCCACAACUAGACAUUGCUUUAUCGGCUCAAAUUAAAUUCACGGAGGCAUACGCUAAUAUAUCGCACAUUGACUGCAACGCCUUUACAUGCAGCGUUCCAAACAAUAAACAAAGACAGCAUGGCUAUUCUUCGAUUCUUACAAGAUCCCGUAGGAAUAGCUCCGGAAUUCGUUACAUCUACUACAGUGGCUAGUCAAGGACUUGUACAACAAACUUUGACAACAUCGACUUCUACAAGUACAAGAAGUAAUUGGCUGGCCUUAUCAGCCAUAACACCCACAAAAUCUUCUACCUUUACACCUAUUCAGACACUCAUAACCUCUUUAUUGUACAGAGAACCUUCGAAUAUUCAGUUGACCGUGGCAAAUCCGGCACCUACCAACGUUCAAGGCGAACCAUCUACGAAUGUGCAUUCGCAUUUUCCACAGUUCGGAAGACUCGCAGUCACUCCAUAUCAGCUCAUGUAUAUAAUAGCGGUAUGCGUGUGCUUCAUGAUUCUAAUGAGUUUCUGCUGUUGCACGGAUGAUAUAGGGCGCUAUAUAAAAUCAAAUCGUCGCACCAAUCCUGGCGCAACAAUGCAAGCAGCCCCUGUGUGGCCAGGAGCUUUACGAUUCGUAGAUGGAGCUAACGACGGAAACAGGAGCAACAGAACUUCCCGAAGUCAUUCUACUAUCGGCGAUUCUACUGUUAGACCUCUUAUGCCUCAAUCUGCGGAAAGGAUUGAUUUGCCUGCUACUUCUAUCAUGCCUAUGAAUACUUUUACAAAAAUAACCAUCAAAGCAUGUGAAGAAGGUCACGAAUCUAUCAUUCUUGAUGAGAUUGAAUUACGGGAUUUUGCCGCCGCACCAUCGUGCCAUAACUUUUCAAAUAUAAUUUCUGAUUUAAACCAUGAGUAUUUUACCGAUAAUCCUGAGGCUGAUGCUCGAGAUCGAAAAAAAGUCAGUUUGCGUGGGGGCUCUGGUUUAGAAGAAUAUUUAUUGCGUACUGGGGCUAUAACUAGUUUCAAGCAAACCGAGGAGAGGUGGAAGCCAACGUGGUCUGCCACAAAAUCUCUAUUCGGCUCCCGGCGCAGAGAAUCAGAAUCUAUUUCAACACAAAAUGCCUCACAUUCUGUGUCAAAUAGUUCUACAAUUUCUGGCAACAACCACUCUCCACCACCACAAAAUGGCGAUCGGUCUCUUGGAAAAUCAUCUAAGACUACAUCUAAACGUGCAACAAGACAAGAAAAUACUUCCGGUACGGCAUUCUCCUUCCCUGUGAGCGAAGGAAGUGACUCGGAGAUUCCACGUUUUCCCACCCUCAACCGAAUCAAACGAAAACUCGGACCACUUAUCCAUUCAGUAUCAAAACAAUCCUUGAGAGAAAGGUUUUCAUCAGUAGACCACAGUGGAGAGUACAGCACCGAAAAGGCAAACUCAGAGGAAACCCCAUAUAGUAGCACAGUUCGAAAGGCGCUUCGAAGAGCUCGUAGCUCAGCUUCAAUUCCAUUUGGACUUUUCAAACUACCUGAACCGGCAAGAAACGACCCAGAGCCUUCGGCUGCGGGACCCGUUUCUAUUAUUUCUAACCCUAACGAUGCUAAAUCUGUGAAUUCCGAUACAGCAUCAGAGAAUACUCUGAAAGCUAGGUCUCCAGUUAGUACUUUGCUUGGAGUCAGAGCUAACAGGAGAUCUGGAUCUGGACAUCAAAGCAGGACUUCGGAAAGGAUGGCCAAGCACAGUGUAGCUGAUCAUAUUGAUGUGGCUUCUUCAUUGGCCUUUUCGAAUGCUCGCAGAAUUGAGGGAAGAUGUGGAUCUGGAUCUAGCUAUAAAAGCAGGGGCCCGAAGAAAGCUGUCGUUCCUAUGGGUAAUCUGGAAAGUGUGGCUAGGGAGAAUGAUUCUGGUUCUGUGUUGAAGUGUUCAAAUUCUCAAGGAGAGAGGAGCGAGAGCUUCGGGCCUUCUAAAAAUGCCUCUGAAAAUGGUGAAGAGAAGAAGGAUGAUAACGAAACUGAAGAUGAAAAUGGGGCUCAGGCUUUCGAUCCAACAGGUGGUGAUAAACUAGACUCGAUUCACGUUGUAUGUAGAUCGAAUAUCAGUGAAGAGGAGGACAAUGAUGAUGCCGUUGAGAUCGAACAAGAAAGUACCGACGAGCCAUUCUCAUGUCGGAAUCCUACUUCUGUCGGUCAUGCAAAUAAAUCUAGUAAUAGUGGUCAAACGGCAAUGGCAAAUCACUUUCAUGCGAGAGCGAGAAGAGUCAGAGCAGAUAGUACGGAUAGUUCUAGAAGUUUCAUGACUGGUAAUAAGAGAAAACUGAGGGGAAGAUUGGGUUUAUUGAUGAUUAGAGGGGUUACGGGCGGCGAAGACGGGGGAGUAGGUGCUAGAAGGGGUGGAAAAGUGGAGUUGGUUCCGAUGAAUUUGGGGGGAGAUUAUUAAUGGAUGGAGGUGAGAUAUAUGCGUAUAUCUGCAGGGGAUGAGAAGAGGAGGAGUAAGAAUAAGAAAGUUUGGAAUAUUAAUAAGAGACGACGUUCUUAGUAUGGAUAUGGCAUGAGACUAUGAGUAAGAUUAAAGGAAAAUGGAAAUGCUAGAACAUAAUUAGAUCCACUAUCAAUCAUGAAGGAAAACAAAAGUCAGCAACAUGAUUAUAAACUAUUAAUGAUAAUCAAUUCUUCCCUCCA